AUGUCACCUUCCACUAAGUUGUCUGCUUUUGAUUCCACCUCUGUGGAAGGUCCUUCUUUAUAUCGAAGUGUAGUGGGCAAUUUGCAAUACUUGCUAUUUACCAGACCAGAUCUUUCCUUUUCUGUCAACCGGGUUUGUCAAUUUAUGCAUGCCCCAUGCUUAUCCCAUUGGCAAAGUGUUAAGCGUAUUUUAUGCUACCUAAAGCAUACACUUCACUAUGGUCUAUUUAUCACACCUUCUCCCACUCCAUUUUUGGCUGCCUACACCGAUGCAGACAGGGCAGGAUGCCCAGAUGACAGGAAAUCAAAUGGUGGCUAUUGUGUCUUUUAUGGCAAGAACUUGGUUUUGUGGAGCUCAAAGAAACAAUCCAGUAUAGCCAGAUCUAGUAUGGAGGCAGAAUAUAAGGCCCUUGCCCAUGCAACCUCUGAAUUGUUGUGGCUGCAAUGA
This is a messenger RNA of Malania oleifera, 447 nucleotides long. RefSeq lists its product as uncharacterized. The transcript has a single exon. Bases 1 to 447 code for a protein of 148 amino acids. The record is from RefSeq and is a predicted model, not a curated record. Lineage: Eukaryota; Viridiplantae; Streptophyta; Magnoliopsida; Santalales; Ximeniaceae.